This is a messenger RNA of Corticium candelabrum, 548 nucleotides long. RefSeq lists its product as uncharacterized. The record is from RefSeq and is a predicted model, not a curated record. Lineage: Eukaryota; Metazoa; Porifera; Homoscleromorpha; Homosclerophorida; Plakinidae. The transcript has 3 exons. Bases 24 to 371 code for a protein of 115 amino acids.
UCCGCGCAUGUAGUCUUCUCAAAAUGGCGGCAGACGCGAGUGAUCCCAAUCAUCCUGACUCGAUGGUCAAGAAGCUGUUUGGGCGUAGCAAAGCCGAGGAAAAAGUGAUGGAAGCUAUCAAACUGAGAGCUCUCGAACUCUGUCACGAGAAGCACAUGCGCUUGAUUCGUUGUUUCAAGUCGUCGUGGACGGGCUCGUGUUCAGAAGAACACAAGGAUUUCACUUCUUGUUUUCAUACUCACAGAGAUGGCUUGAUUGCUAAGUAUAUGGAAAAGAGGGCGCAGAAGCUUAAAGAGAAACUGGAAAAGAGUGUGGAGGAGAACGAGAGUCGUCACAGAGACUUUUCACGUCAAUCAUCAACAUCAACAUGAAAGUCUAGUAUAUAUUUUAUGUAUCUAUUAAAUACGUUGCUGUUAGUAAGAUUUAGCACUAAGGCAUUGGAAAUUUGGUUUCUUUCCUGACAUAGUCAUUGGGAUUCCAGUCUGGUGAAUGAAACGUCAUGUUGUGUUUGACUGCCCAUCGUGCAAAAAUUAUUUUCUCACUCAUGA